UACCCUUUACAUGGCUCAAUAGUUUAUUAAAAUUUACUCAGCGAAUAUAUGAUUAGGAGUGAUUAUUUACUUUAACAACAAAUUUUGAAGAUUAAUUUUACAAAAAAACAGUUCAGAAUUAUCAAUAAUAAAAAUUUGUGUUAAACGACUUUAAAAUUUAAGUCUUUGCAUAAAGGCACAGUGAGUUUGUAAUCUGACGACUGAAUAUAAGUAGAUAUGCACAUAUACACAAAUAUACACGUCCAUCCUAAUUGAAUAUAGAUAUGUGCAUUUGUUUUGGCUUGUGUAAACAUGAUAUGACUUUCAUUCUGGGUGAACAAAGUAAAUGGUGAAACUUUGGGCUGCGCAAUAGAUACACACGUCACUGUAGUGGUUCAGUCUGUCAGCUGGAAAAUGUUGAAAGAAGAAUAUACAACUCCAUAUUAAUUAUAAGACUACUUAUUUUGGUAAAUGAUCUAGUAGAACACAGCGUGGAUUUUUAAUUACGUGACACCCUUCAAGUCCGAAUUGUCAAGGUACAGCAGAAACAACAAUGGCCUCUAACUUUGAAAAAUUAAUGGAGCCGAUGAAAGACAUUGAUUUUCAGUCAAUGGGACAAGAAGAGGAUAAUGGAGAAGGUGACGAGGCCGCCGCAAGUUCUGUGGAUAUCCAAGUCAAGAAAUAUGACGAUCCUGAAAAGUUAAUUUCGGAGGCUUCUACUACGACCCCGUUCAAUGUACAGGCACUCUACGAAAAGGUCGUCGCCCUAUUUAAGGAGGAGUUACUAAAUGACGAAGAAUGCUACGAUUUUGUUCACAUGCUCAAUUUCAGACUUAGUCUUCAGUCACCAUCAGUCCGGUCUUUGUUUCGCCCUCACCCGAUAAAUCCACAAUUGCUUACAAUAAUUCCUGAACUACGCGACGAAUUUAAAAAAGAGCUAGACGAAACUACAAUAGGCUCAAUCGAACUCUUGAACUAUCUUCGACUAAAUGAAAAAGGAAACAAAAAAGAGUUACCUGUGAAAAAGGAGGAAAUAAAGGUAGACAAGCUUCGCAUCGUUUCUUGGGAUCUGGGCGGUUUGACAGUUAGAUACAAUGCCGCAAGGGUCUUUGCUCUUGAAGAACUGAUAAAAAGGGAGAUGUUCGACAUUAUAUUGUUACAAGAAGUGAACGUAUUUUUUGCGAGAUAUCUUAAAUGCAAGCUGGCCGGGUUAUAUAAAUUCAGUGCUGGUAGAAACUUCGAGGACGAUCAUUUUUACGAGGGAACGUUUACGUUGAUACGUACAGCCACCGUGUCACUGGUCGGGUCCAACAUUGUUUAUUUUGAGAGGACAGGUGAGCUAAGGAGUCUCCUAAAAACCGAGGUUAAAAUCGGUCACACCAAAUUAUGUAUUUUGAACACACACUUGGAGAGCAUGAUUCAUAAUAGUCGCGUCAGGGUUCAACAGUUGCAGAAGUGCUUCAAAAUAUUUCAAGCUAGAGAAGGAGACGCUAAUGUGAUAUUUAGUGGGAGUCUGAACGUCAGGGACUGGGAGUUUAAAUACGUCACUGUUCCUAAGAACGUUCAGGAUUACGAUGUCUGGGUGGCAUUCGGUAGGGAUAAAAAUUCAGAAUGUACUUGGGAUUUGAGGGUGAACAAACUCAUUCAGUUUCCUGAUCUGAACCCUGAUAAAAUAACCCAUUUUCGUCCAUCCCAUGCACAACCAUUUAAGCGGUUUGACAGAAUUUAUUUCCGAGAAAGUAAGAAGAACUUCAAAGUUACGCCAAGAUCUUUUCAACUAAUUGGAAAAGAAAUUGUGGCAGGAGGCAAGUAUUGCAUUAGUGAUCACUAUGGAAUAGUUUGUGAUUUUAACAUUGAUCCAGAAACUUACACAGGUCAAGUAAGGAAUGAUUCUGAAAUUGGUCCAGUGGUCAGUGCUAAAGCUGAUUUGUGGGAUGGUGAAGACCUAGAGGAAACUGGUGCAGAGAAAGUGAAAGACAGUUGGGAUGAUGAUGAUUAAUGAAGAGUAAAUCGAGUGAUCCUUAAUUGGUAGUAAAUCCACCUUUUUAAUCUUGUAAUAAAAUAAAUGAGCUUCCAUAUGCAUUUAUGUACGCUGUGAGAAUA
Molecule: messenger RNA, 2082 nt
Organism: Folsomia candida
Lineage: Eukaryota; Metazoa; Arthropoda; Collembola; Entomobryomorpha; Isotomidae
Product: tyrosyl-DNA phosphodiesterase 2
Exons: 9
Coding region: 533-1978 (481 amino acids)
Biological process (GO): double-strand break repair
Cellular component (GO): PML body; cytoplasm
Molecular function (GO): single-stranded DNA binding; 5'-tyrosyl-DNA phosphodiesterase activity
Source: RefSeq, a predicted model, not a curated record